CUUGCAUGUUUUAGUCUAAGAGAACGGAAUUUAUUAUAUGCAUUGGGCCGAGGCGAUCUAGAAAGAAGUCUUUUCGUAACAUUAAUUGUGUAUUUUUUUCAAUCGGGACUAAUGCAUGAGAGGCUAUAGGCGGCUAAACUGAGCCUCGCGUGAGUAGAUUGAGUAGACCCCUGAGUAGAUUGUCUCUCCCGGGGCUCUCCAGCCGUAUUGUGCGUCAUUUUCAUCGCUGCAUUUUGUUUUUCCAUCGAGGCAACAUGGCAACUCCAGCCGCGGUCAAUCCAUCGGAGAUGGGCAGUGAGUUGCCGGGGGCAGUGUCCAUGCCCGGGGCGGUGGUGGGGGCAGGCCAAGUGAGGAUGGGAGGAGCCUUGGCUGGACGCGGGGGCAAACGGAGGUCGGGAGGGAUGGAGUUUGACGACGAGGAUGGAGAAGGGCCUAGCAAAUUUUCAAGAGAGAACCACAGCGAGAUAGAGCGCCGACGUCGCAAUAAGAUGACGCAGUACAUCACCGAGCUGUCUGACAUGGUGCCCACCUGCAGCGCUCUGGCACGCAAGCCCGACAAGCUGACCAUCCUGCGGAUGGCCGUGUCGCACAUGAAGUCCAUGAGGGGCACGGGCAACACAUCCACAGACGGAGCUUACAAGCCCUCCUUCCUCACUGAGCAGGAACUGAAGCACCUGAUCCUGGAGGCUGCGGACGGCUUCCUGUUUGUGGUCGCGGCGGAGACGGGCCGUGUGAUCUACGUGUCGGACUCGGUGACGCCGGUGCUGAACCACACCCAGUCCGAGUGGUUCGGCAGCACGCUGUACGAGCAGGUGCACCCCGACGAUGUGGACAAGCUGCGGGAGCAACUCAGCACCUCAGAGAACUCCAUGACGGGGCGUAUUCUGGACCUGAAGACCGGCACAGUGAAGAAGGAGGGCCAGCAGUCCUCCAUGAGGAUGUGCAUGGGCUCCAGACGCUCCUUUAUCUGCAGGAUGAGGUGUGGCAGUGCUCCUCUGGACCACAUCUCUCUAAACCGCCUGUCCAACAUGAGGAAGAGAUACAGGAAUGGCCUGGGGCCAUCUAAGGAAGGAGAGGCCCAGUACUCGGUGGUGCACUGUACCGGUUACAUCAAAGCAUGGCCCCCUGCAGGUAUGACUAUACCAGAAGAAGACACAGAGGCUGGUCAGACCAGUAAAUACUGCCUGGUGGCCAUCGGGAGACUGCAGGUGACCAGCUCUCCCGUUUCCAUGGAUAUGAACGGGCUGUCGGUGCCUACAGAGUUCCUGUCACGUCACAACUCCGACGGCGUCAUCACCUUCGUAGACCCUCGCUGCAUCAACGUGAUUGGCUACCAGCCUCAGGACCUCCUGGGCAAGGACAUCCUGGAGUUCUGUCACCCCGAGGACCAGAGCCACCUGAGAGAGAGCUUCCAACAGGUGGUGAAGUUGAAGGGGCAGGUUCUGUCGGUCAUGUACAGGUUCCGUAUGAAGAACCGUGAGUGGAUGUUGAUCCGGACCAGCAGCUUCACCUUCCAGAACCCCUACUCCGAUGAGAUCGAGUACAUCAUCUGCACCAACACCAACGUCAAGCAGCUUCAGCAGCAGCAACAAGCAGAGCUGGAGGUUCACCAGAGAGAUGGACUCACAGCCUACGACCUGUCCCAGGUGCCGGUGUCCGGUGUUGGCGGCGGCGUCCAUGAGACGGGGAAGAGCAUCGACAAGACGGAGGCCCUGUUCUCCCAGGAGAGAGACCCGCGCUUCGCUGAGAUGUACACAGGCAUCUCCAACUCGGGGGAGAAGAAGAUGAUGGUUCCAUCCUCCACUGCAGGAGGUCAGCAGCUUUACUCCCAGGGCUCUCCCUUCCAGCCGGGACACUCUGGAAAGAGCUUCAGUUCCUCUGUCAUCCAUGUCCCGGGGGUGAACGAUAUCCAGCCGUCAGGAUCGUCCAAUCAGAACCUAGCCCAGAUCUCUAGACAGCUGAACCCUGGACAGGUGGCCUGGUCAGGAAACAGACCCCCGUUCUCUGGACAGUCCAGCAAGGCCCAGUCCAGCCCGUUCGGGAUUGGUUCUGGUCACAGUUACCAAGCCGACCCGUCCUCCUACAGCCCCCUGUCCUCCCCAGCAACUUCCUCCCCCAGCGGCAAUGCCUACUCAGGACUGACCAACCGCAGCACAGCGUUCGACGUGUCCGGGGAGAGCAGCCAGAGCGGGGGCCAGUUCCAGGGCCGGCCCAGCGAGGUGUGGUCCCAGUGGCAGAAUCAGCACCACGCCCAGCAGCCUGGAGAACAGCACUCACACACAAACCCCAGCCAGACAGAGGUGUUUCAGGACAUGCUGCCCAUGGCCGGAGACCCUUCUCAGGGAGCAGCAAACUACAACAUCGAGGACUUCGCUGACCUCGGCAUGUUCCCGCCCUUCUCCGAGUAGAACCCCCCCCCCCAAGUUCUCACAGGAGGGAGCACGGACUGCGAAGAAACAGGACGGAGAUUUCUGUGUGUCCACCCUUCGUAGUUGUCAUCCCCUCCUUCUCUCUCUCUCUCUCUUGCUCUUUCUCUCUCCUUCACACACUCGUACACACACAGAGUUUAUGUUACCACAGUACGGUGAAUGUCUGGGUACACGUCACACACAACUUCACACACUCACGCUACGUCUGUGGUCUUCGAGGCCCGCGCCUCUCUCCUACUCUCAUACCUCAUCCGUGCAGCGGCAUCCGUGUUCACAGGAGGGCGUUACACCCCCCCGCCUGUCACACACCAUCUCUCUAACGACGGACAUUUUCAGGCACUCUUUUCAACAGCGAACAAUUGGGUUCAAAAGGUGAAAGGUCGAGCCUCCGAGCUGAGCCGCAUGCCGGAGCGGCAGAGCUGGAGUUUGAUCUGUGAGGACGGGCGAGUCCAGCUCCCGCCCUCAGCCCUCUCGCCACGCCAGCGCUACUCAUCCCGCCUGGAAAUGAAAGUCCUGUUGAUUGUAUCUUCAAAUCUGCCAAUCUUUUGUCUUGCACUCUGUGUUCCACUGUUCAGCCAAACGGUCCCUGGAGCAGAGGGGUCCUGUACAACCCUAAUACUGCUGCUCUCUCAGUAUUACAUCCAGCUUGUUGUGUAAAAUAGAAACUAUAUGUAGUGAUGUCCAUAACCCUAGAUUAAAACGGACUCGCGUAGACAAGGGAUCUGUGUAUAAACAAACAAAAAAAAGAAUUAAAAAAAACACAAAAAAAGACACAAGUCAUGCUGACCGCGUCCGCUAAGCUAAGGCGUAAAGUGCACUUCAUGAAGCUAACCGCCCACCAGCCUGCUACCAGGGAUGAACCGCCAUAGGGAGCCAGCAACUCGCAGUAUACUAGUGUAUCCUUAUCCUUCAGCUCUUAACGCUCUGAUUCAUGACUUGACCAUGUUCUUCUUUUGACUAUUAACAGAGACUGAAUACUACUUUAUAGCGGGGGGACUUUUACACGAUGGAUUGUAUAACGUGUCUCUGGCAAGAAUGAUGGGAUCAUCUUGAUCUGGAGUUGAUCUGGAGUCCUUUUGCUAAAAUCUCAACUAGAUGUUUUUUUUGUAAAUAAUGUGAUUUUUAUGUCGACACGUGUUACUUUCACACGAUAAGUGUUUCUGUGUAGCUUUUAAGGAUAUCAUCAUGUGCAAUGUGAGUGCAUAUUUAACUAUGGUAUUUAGUUAGUCUGUUAAUUGUACAUUGAGUUUUAGACCUGUAUAAACUGUGUAAAUGUGGUCCAUUAUUUUUGUGUAACAAAUUGUGCUUGUGACAAUAAAUUCUUAUUGGUUACGUGGUUUCCAAUCAAACACAUG
Messenger RNA from Osmerus eperlanus (European smelt), 3784 nucleotides. RefSeq names its product aryl-hydrocarbon receptor nuclear translocator 2 (gene arnt2). The transcript is spliced from 19 exons. NCBI's taxonomy places the organism in Eukaryota, Metazoa, Chordata, Actinopteri, Osmeriformes, Osmeridae. Gene Ontology annotation, cellular component: transcription regulator complex; aryl hydrocarbon receptor complex; cytoplasm. Gene Ontology annotation, molecular function: DNA-binding transcription factor activity, RNA polymerase II-specific; RNA polymerase II cis-regulatory region sequence-specific DNA binding; protein dimerization activity. The record is from RefSeq and is a predicted model, not a curated record. Gene Ontology annotation, biological process: regulation of transcription by RNA polymerase II. The coding region runs from base 255 to 2408 and encodes 717 amino acids.